AUGCUGGAGACAAUACCGGGUUUUCUUGAAGAGUGUGAAUUUGUGGACACUUCACUAGCCGGAGAUGAUCUAUUUGCUAUCUUAGAGAGUCUUGAAGGUGCCGGAGAGAUAUCUCCCACGACUGCAUCUACACCUAAAGAUGGAACCACAAGUUCCAAAGACUUAGUAAAGGAUCAAAACUAUGAAACUUCAUCUCUUAAAACGAAGAGGAAAAGACUAGAAACUGAGAACGAAGAAGAGGAGGACGAUGGAAAAGGAGAAGGAGAAGGAGAAGGAGAAGAAGAAGAGUGUAAGCAAGAUGGGCAACAAAAGAUGUCUCAUGUAAACGUGGAACGUAAUAGGAGAAAGCAAAUGAACGAGCAUUUAACCGUUUUACGUUCUCUUAUGCCUUGUUUCUACGUCAAACGGGGGGACCAAGCAUCGAUUAUAGGUGGAGUUGUGGAAUACAUAAGCGAGCUACAGCAAGUUCUUCAUUCUUUAGAAGCAAAGAAACAACGUAAGACCUACGCGGAAGUCCUAAGCCCGAGACUAGUUCCAAGCCCUCGUCCUUCACCGCCUGUUCUUAGCCCACGUAAACCGCCUCUUAGCCCUCGUAUCAUCCACCAUCAUCUCCUUCUUCCACCCAUAAGCCCUCGAACCCCUCUGCCCACAAGCCCAUACGGUGUCCAUCCUCCCCAACUACCACUCAUUCCACAGCCUCCUCGUUCUUACAGCUCACUAGUCAGUUGCAGCAGCUUAGGGGACCCAACUCCAUACUCCCCAGCUUCAUCUUCUUCCUCUCCUUCAGUUAGUAGUAACCAUGAGAGUAGUUUGAUAAAUGAGCUUGUUGCUAACUCAAAGUCAGCUUUAGCUGACGUGGAAGUGAAGUUCUCAGGAGCUAAUGUGCUGCUCAAAACGGUGUCGCUUAAGAUACCAGGACAGGUUAUGAAGAUAAUCGCUACUCUGGAGGAUUUGGCUCUCGAGAUUCUCCAGGUUAACAUUAACACCGUCGAAGGAACCAUGCUUAACUCUUUCACCAUCAAG
This is a messenger RNA of Eruca vesicaria subsp. sativa (arugula), 1023 nucleotides long. Lineage: Eukaryota; Viridiplantae; Streptophyta; Magnoliopsida; Brassicales; Brassicaceae. The record is from the annotation of a GenBank genome assembly.